CUCUCUCUAACGCUUCUUCUGCUCAUUGCUUCUCCUCCCACCCCAGUCUACAAACAAGUCUCCAAACAUGGCUGUUUCCAUAUUCCUGCUGUUAAUUCUGGCCAUGUCUGGUGUUUCAGAUGCCGCUUGGUGUGUCUGUAGAUCUGAUAUGAGCACCACAGCUCUGCAAAAGACACUGGACUACGCGUGUGGAGCUGGGGCUGACUGCACUCCGAUUCUACAAAAUGGGGCGUGCUACAACCCCAACACAGUGCUUGCCCAUUGUUCCUAUGCUGCCAAUAGCUACUACCAGGGGAAGGGGCAGACACAAGACGCCUGUAACUUUGCUGGCACUGCGAUGCUCACCUCAACUGACCCAGGAGGAAAUGGUUGCACCUAUCCUGCAAGUACCAGUGCUGCAGCGUCUUCAACAAGCACAAGCACCACUCCAAGCUCGACCACCACCACUGGAACCACAGGGACUGGAGGAGUCCUGGGAGGACUAGGCCCCACAGGAACAAAUAGCUUUGAUGGCAGUGAUGGGUGCUUGAUUCCAAUCCAAUGGAUUGCAGCUCUCUUCCUCACUAUUCUCCUCUCCUCCUUGGUGUUGUUGAAGAUUUGACUUGAAGUAUUUUCUACUGGGAAUCAGUGCUUUUUACUGUGGUGAGUGUUCUGAUGAGUGGAUGAGAGACUGCAAGCAGCAUGUGACUUGGUGGUGUAUUCAUGCAGAGAGGCAUUACCCCACUAGAGACUGUUUGUCUAAUGGCAACAUAGGAAGUCUUUGGUUCCUUUUGGGUAGUAGGUUUAAUGAUGCCUUCUUCUUCAUGAACCAUUGCUUUCUUUCUUCUACUUGUUAGAUUUAGGGAGGCAGUGCUUUAUUGAUUGAAAGAGGCUAUGAGUGAUCUCCCCGUUUAGUUUAGUGUGCUGUUAGUGUUGAUGUUAAUGGACAUGUUUAGCUGCCA
Molecule: messenger RNA, 941 nt
Organism: Musa acuminata subsp. malaccensis (wild Malaysian banana)
Lineage: Eukaryota; Viridiplantae; Streptophyta; Magnoliopsida; Zingiberales; Musaceae
Product: PLASMODESMATA CALLOSE-BINDING PROTEIN 3-like
Source: RefSeq, a predicted model, not a curated record